Molecule: messenger RNA, 1782 nt
Organism: Malania oleifera
Lineage: Eukaryota; Viridiplantae; Streptophyta; Magnoliopsida; Santalales; Ximeniaceae
Product: probable disease resistance protein At5g63020
Biological process (GO): defense response to other organism
Molecular function (GO): ADP binding
Source: RefSeq, a predicted model, not a curated record
GCUUUACAAAUGGCGAUGGAGAGAUUGAGAGAACUAAGGAGGGAUGUAAGGCGGAAGGUGGACAUUGCCGAAGCACUCGGGAUGAAACCUUUGGAGCAUGUACAAGGGUGGCUUUCAAGGGUGGAACUGACUGAUGUGAGGCCUUGUUUGCCUACUGUGGGGUUAGAAAUGGUGGUUAAUAAGGUUUGGUGUUUCCUGGAGAUUUAUGUGGGGAUUAUUGGUUUAUAUGGAAUAGGGGGUGUUGGGAAGACUACAGUUAUGACUCAAAUCAAUAACAAGUACCUCCACAGCGCUCAUGUUUUUGACGCAGUGAUUUGGGUAUUAGUGCCUAAAGUUCUAAGCCUUGACAAGGUUCAAGAUGACAUUUGGAGGAAGAUUGGGUUUUGUGACAAUUUGUGGAAGAGCAAAAGUGAAGACGAGAAAGUGAUAGGCAUCGAUAGGGUGUUAAGCAAAAAGAGGUUUGUGCUGUUUUUGGAUGAUGUAUGGGAACAUUUUGAUAUAUUGAUGGUAGGGGUACCAUAUUCAAGUCAACAAAAUGGAUCAAAGAUAAUAUUCACAACCCACUCCGAGGAGGUAUGCAGUCACAUGGAAACUCAAAAGGCCAUCAAAGUGGACUGUUUGGUGUGGAGGGAUGAUUGGGAUUUGAUUAAAAAAAAGGAUGGCAAAGAAACACUUAAAAUUCAUCUAGAGAUACCUAAUUUAGCAGAAAUGGUUGCCAAAGAGUGCGGCGGUUUGCUACUUGCGCUUAUUACUGUGGGACACACCAUGGUUUGUAGGAAGACACCCCAAGAAUGGAAGUACGUGAUUGAAGUUUUAUGGAAAUCUGCCUCCAAAUUUUCAGGUAUGGAGGACAAGGUGCUUCAUCAUUUAAAGUUCAGUUAUGAUAGUUUUUUAAAUGCUAAAACAAAAAGAAAUUGCUUCUUAUACUGCUCUUUAUUUCCUGAAGAUAAUGCCAUUGAAAAAGAUGAACUUACAAAUUAUUGGAUCGGUGAGGGUUUUCUUGAUGAAAUUGAUGACAUAAAUGGUAUUAAAAACCAAGGACACAAUAUUCUUUGGACCCUUGGGCAUGCAUUUCCACUGGGAAUUACAGAAAAUUGUGUGAGAAUGCAUGAUGUGAUUCGUGAUAUGGCAUUGUGGGUAGCAAAGAGAGUUUUGGUUAAGGCUGGAGCUGGAUUGACCCAAGUGCCAGAGCUUAGAAAAUGGAAGGAGAUCAAAAGGGUUUCAUCAAUGAAUAAUAUUAAGGAGCUAAAAGGAACACUCAAAUGCCCUAAUCUCUUAACUUUGUUCCUUAAUCACAAUUGUUUAAGAUUGAUCACCAAUGUCUUCUUUGAGUCUCAGCACUUUCUAAGAGUGUUAGACCUUUCACAGAAUGAUGAAAUCAUUGAGUUGCUAAUGGAAGUAUUUGAAUUAGUCUCAUUGCAAUAUCUCAAUUUAUCAUGGACAAACACGAAAUUGCCAAUUGAGUCAAACAGCUUGGCGAAAUUGAAGUACCUGAACUUGGAUUAUACUCGCAGACUUUCCAUAAUCCCACAGCAUGUGAUAUUGAGUUUUUCUAAUUGGUAAGUGCUAAAAAUGUUACAGUGUGGUGGCGAUUCAGAUGAAAUAGUGGAAGAUAGCAUCUUGUGUACUAGUGGUAAUGAGGCUUUGUUGGAGGAAUUGUAUAGCCUAAAACAUGAUUUAAACAUCAGCAUAAGGAAUGCCACUGCUCUCCAAAGACUUAUAAGUUCAAACAAGCUGCUAAGCUGCACUUGAACUCUAAGGAAUUUCAAGGGUUCAGUCUAU